This is a messenger RNA of Rhodofomes roseus, 1193 nucleotides long. RefSeq names its product nucleotide-diphospho-sugar transferase. The transcript is spliced from 3 exons. Gene Ontology annotation, cellular component: endoplasmic reticulum membrane. NCBI's taxonomy places the organism in Eukaryota, Fungi, Basidiomycota, Agaricomycetes, Polyporales, Fomitopsidaceae. Gene Ontology annotation, biological process: protein O-linked glycosylation via mannose; GPI anchor biosynthetic process. Gene Ontology annotation, molecular function: dolichyl-phosphate beta-D-mannosyltransferase activity. Bases 271 to 1131 code for a protein of 286 amino acids. The record is from RefSeq and is a predicted model, not a curated record.
UAUCAUAGUGCGAACGUGUCAAGCCCACGCUACAUCGCGCAUGAAAGCCUGAACGCUGCCUUCACGUCGACCUAGUUCGUCAAGAUCUUCACCAACACAUACUGUUCAGUCGUCGCGCUGCGUUGUUGUAAUAGACUUGCCCUGAUAAUUCACGCAAGCCCGGUCUGUUUGCCCCGACGCUCCCUUGUCUCCCGACACCACCUCACUAGACCCGUGUCAUUCUCGACCGCCGCCAGGUCUUCACACUCGUUCCUCGCCCCACCUCCGAAAAUGCUUGGGUCUAUCGACUACUCGGUCAUCGUCCCCGCCUACAAAGAGGCGAGCAAUCUGCGCCCGCUCGUGACGCGCAUCUUCGCCGCGCUGAACCGCAUCGACUCGCCCGUGCCCGUGGGCCAGGUCGAGAUCAUUGUCGUCGACGACAACUCGCGCGACGGCUCCGUGGAGGUUGUUCAGGCGCUCCAACAGGAGGGCUACAAUGUUCGCAUCGUCGUCCGCACAACGGAGCGUGGCCUCAGUAGCGCGGUCGUGCGGGGCUUCCAGGAGGCGCAGGGGGAUAACAUGUUGUGUAUGGAUGCCGAUCUGCAGCACCCGCCAGAAUACGUUCCGCAAAUGCUCGCCUCCAUGUCUGAAACGAAACUCUUUGUGCUCGGGACACGGUAUGGCGGCGGAGCCGGCGCCGUAGACGAGGGCUGGCCUCUCUACCGUCGCAUCAUCUCCAACGGCGCGCGCAUGCUCGCCCUCCCCCUCACCACCGCCAGCGACCCCAUGUCCGGGUUCUUCGGCAUCCGAAAAGAAGCUUUCCUGAAAGCGAAGAACCUCAACGUGAGCGGCUUCAAGAUCGCACUGGAGCUCCUCGUGAAGGCGCAGAUCCACUCGAACGCGAUCGCGGAGGUGCCCUUCGCGUUUGGGCUGCGCGCGGCGGGCGAGAGCAAGCUCACAAGCAAGGUGAUGCGGCUCUACAUCGAGCAGCUGCUCGAGCUGUACUGGUACAGCUACAACGGCCUCAUCGCGUUCGCGUUCCUCCUCUUCCUCGCGCUCAUCUUUCUCGUUUGGCGGUAUUCUACCUCAAGCAGCAGCGAACCGAUGAUAGCGACGACGGUGCAGGGCGGCGGGCACGGGAGGGGCCAGUGAGCGCGGUUGCCGGACGGACAGAUGAGUUGUGUAUUAUGCGUAAUAUAUACCCCCUUUAUUGG